GGAGCCAGAGGAACAGAGAGGCUGAGACCAACCCAGAAACCUCCAGCUCUCACAAUCCAAGCUCCCUGCUCCCUGCUGACAUGAAGGUCUCUGCAGCACUUCUGUGCCUGCUGCUCACAGCCGCUGCCUUCAGCACUCAGGUGCUUGCCCAGCCAGGUUCAGUUUCCAUCCCAAUUACCUGCUGCUUCAGUGUGGUCAAAAAGAAGGUCCCCAUGCAGAAGCUGGAGAGCUACACCAGGGUCACCAACAGCCAGUGUCCCCAGGAAGCUGUGAUCUUCCAGACCAAAGCAUCCAAGGAGAUCUGUGCUGACCCCAAGCUGAAAUGGGUCCAGGAUUACAUGAAGCACCUGGACCACAAGUCCCAAACCCAGAAGGCUUGAACGUUCGCAUCUGGACCGAGAGACGAGCCUGAGGAAGAUCUUAUUUAUUUCCCUCAACCCUCCCCAAGUGCAGAACAGUCCUAUUUUAUUACAACGUACAACACAAGGCACUUUGUAUAAUAAUUUAAAGCACAUUUCUCAAAUAAUAUUUAAUUAUAUUUAAGUUAUUAAUGUUUGACUUUAUCUGCUAUAAAUCCUAGUGAAUGUAAAGCAUGGAAUCCGGUGGCGUGUUAUCUUUUCUGUGAGCUCAGUUAGGUUCAUGGCAGGAUGUCAUUGUUCUCCCUCCGAUGUGUCUGUAGUAUUGUGAGGUCCUUCCAUGGAUCAUCAGAGUGGAACAUUUUUGUAUUCCUAUGAAUCAGUGCUCUUGUAUGUCAAAUGUCUGCUGUGUAGUGUGGUUGAAACCAGUGUUAUUUAAUGACUAUGGAAUUUUCAAAGAAAAAAAUAUAUCACUUUAAAC
This is a messenger RNA of Ailuropoda melanoleuca (giant panda), 837 nucleotides long. RefSeq names its product C-C motif chemokine 8. Gene Ontology annotation, cellular component: extracellular region. Gene Ontology annotation, molecular function: CCR chemokine receptor binding; chemokine activity. The transcript is spliced from 3 exons. Gene Ontology annotation, biological process: positive regulation of GTPase activity; inflammatory response; positive regulation of cell migration. The coding region runs from base 81 to 380 and encodes 99 amino acids. Lineage: Eukaryota; Metazoa; Chordata; Mammalia; Carnivora; Ursidae. The record is from RefSeq and is a predicted model, not a curated record.